This is a messenger RNA of Peniophora sp. CBMAI 1063, 715 nucleotides long. NCBI's taxonomy places the organism in Eukaryota, Fungi, Basidiomycota, Agaricomycetes, Russulales, Peniophoraceae. The record is from the annotation of a GenBank genome assembly.
AUGAUUUACAACGAGAAGAAAACACAACGGAGCACUCUGCAAGCAGACAUUGCAACGCUGCUUCAGCAGUACACUAAGGGCGCCAUUGAAUCAGCUAAGGCAACCCUAAACAGUCUUCAGCGCGAGGAACACCUGGUGGCCGGUGUCUGGCUGGCUGGAGCAACUGAAGCCAUGGAGCGUGCCAAAUACCUCAUCGGGUGCAUUCUCAUUGGCCUACCGUCAGCUGCUUCAUGUAGACGGGCAAUUGCCUGCCUGAGGCGAGCCGACCUUGAGCUGGAGGCCUUCACAAUCUGGGGUACUCUCAAGCUCGCAGAUGUAGCGAGCCAGGCUUCUGUAGCCUCAGCUCUCAAAGAGCAGAGGAGAAUGCACUUUCGUGGCGUUUUUCUGGAUGGGACAAAGGAAGAAUGGCUGGAGAAGGCGUCGAUGGCCAGGGGUCGGUACUCGGAGCUAGCUCGAUGGGGUGUUCCGACGUACACUCUGGUGAAGGAGAACGACUGGAUCAUGCACCCGUUUUGUGGGCUGCCAGUUGGAUUGAUACCUUUUCUGAAGGAAUCGCAGAUCGGAAAGCGCGACGAUACAUUGCCUAGCUUAUGCUACCCGCCCGAAGUGGACGCUGGAUCCUUCGAACGCGCAGCUCGUGGUGAAGGUGUAGAUGGAUGGCCACAACGGGUAGACGCAGUGACAGCCAAAAGAUCUAAGAGGGAGAUAAGCGAGG